GCCCGGGGAUCCCAGCCCCAGCAACUGGGAGUCCUGACCCAGCCCGGGCCGUCGCCAGCGCCAGUUUAGGCUUCCGCAGAUUAGGAGGAGGAAGAGGAGGGAGGGGAUCCGAGCCUGAGGGUCCCGAGUCCAGAGCUGUGCGAACCUCCACAAAGUUUCCCUGCCCUCCACCAACGCGCGAUUCUGGGCCACGGUCCCCGGAGCUCCAGUGCCUAUCCCAGCCGAGCGGCCGCAUCCCUCUGCGAGCCACGGACUGAGACAUUACCUUACCUGCUUUGUGAACCUGCUGUGUACCCCUGCUUCUGCCCUCCCAGGACGUGUCGGCACCAGCCUCCCACCCUGUUCAAGUCUGUGCUUCUUCAGGAUAGUGUUACUGAGUUGAGCUGUUGCAAGGCUCCACAUCAUGAACCGUGCUUUCAGCAGGAAGAAAGACAAAACAUGGAUGCAUACGCCUGAAGCCUUAUCAAAACAUUACAUCCCCUAUAAUGCAAAGUUUCUUGGCAGUACAGAAGUGGAGCAACCAAAGGGAACAGAAGUUGUGAGAGACGCUGUCAGGAAGCUGAAGUUUGCAAGACACAUCAAAAAAUCUGAAGGUCAGAAGAUUCCUAAAGUUGAAUUGCAAAUAUCAAUUUAUGGAGUAAAAAUUCUUGAACCCAAAACAAAGGAAAUCCAACAUAACUGCCAACUUCAUAGAAUAUCAUUUUGCGCAGAUGAUAAAACUGACAAGAGGAUAUUCACUUUCAUAUGCAAAGAUUCUGAGUCAAAUAAACAUUUGUGUUAUGUGUUUGACAGCGAAAAGUGUGCUGAAGAAAUAACAUUAACAAUUGGCCAAGCAUUCGAUCUGGCAUAUAGGAAGUUUCUAGAAUCUGGAGGAAAAGAUGUGGAAACAAGAAAACAGAUUGCUGGGAUGCAGAAAAGAAGCAGCAGAGGCAGCAGAUGCUGGAUCCAAGAUUUAGAAACAGAAAAUAUGGAACUUAAAAAUAAAGUUCAAGAUCUGGAAAACCGGUUGAGAGUAACUCAAGUGUCACCCUCUUCAGCUGGCAGUGUGACAGUGACAUCUCCUUCUACUGACAUCUUUGAUAUGAUUCCAUUUUCCCCAAUAUCACAUCAGUCUCCAACACCUGCUCGAAAUGGCACACAGUUACCAACAGUUCCUAGCAGAACUGCAGAGAUCAAGCGGGACCUUUUUGGAGCUGAACCUUUUGACCCAUUUAACUGUGGAGCAGGGGACUUCCCUCCAGAUAUUCAGUCCAAAUUAGAUGAGAUGCAGGAGGGGUUCAAAAUGGGACUGACUCUUGAAGGCACAGUGUUUUGUCUCGACCCAUUAGACAGCAGGUGCUGACAUCACGAAUGUGCGAUCCUGCUGUGCAUAAUUGGUUUAUAUACAUGUACAUCAUUCAUUAUUUUCAGACAGAUAGUAUACUUGUGCCAAUAUAUUUUUGCAUAUCUAAAUGUUUUGAAAUUGAAGUAAAAAUCUCCCCACUUUCACCAUUGAUUUAUCUGUUAUUUUAAACAGAACUUAGUGUAAUGUAUAUUGGACUUUUAUGUUCCCUUUUGUGUUCUGGGUGAACUUAUAAUUGAAAAAAAAAGUUUGCUGAAUAUCUGCUUUGUCUAAGUUCUAAAUAAUCAUCACCUUGAAAUUUAUGCUCAUUCUCCAGGACAUUAAUUCAUUAUCUUUGUCCCCAAAGCCAUACCUUGAUAUCUUUGCAAUUUGGUAGGAGACAGGCCAUUAUACAUGUUCUGUUCUGAUAUCAGUAAACAGGCUAGCAGGCAUUAGAUGGAUGUCAUUUUGAGUAUAAAAUGUUCAUCUCAUUAUGAACAUUUAAACUUUAGCUAUUAUGCUACCAGCUUACUAAAUUCUAUCUGGUAAAAUAAGAAUAUAAGUUUCAACUGUAAUUAUAUAAAAUAU
Psammomys obesus (fat sand rat) is the source of this 1909-nucleotide messenger RNA. It is a transcript of the gene Gulp1, whose product is annotated as GULP PTB domain containing engulfment adaptor 1. The coding region runs from base 404 to 1342 and encodes 312 amino acids. The record is from RefSeq and is a predicted model, not a curated record. NCBI's taxonomy places the organism in Eukaryota, Metazoa, Chordata, Mammalia, Rodentia, Muridae. The transcript is spliced from 13 exons.